This is a messenger RNA of Penicillium coprophilum, 1200 nucleotides long. RefSeq lists its product as uncharacterized. Bases 1 to 1200 code for a protein of 399 amino acids. The record is from RefSeq and is a predicted model, not a curated record. NCBI's taxonomy places the organism in Eukaryota, Fungi, Ascomycota, Eurotiomycetes, Eurotiales, Aspergillaceae. The transcript is spliced from 2 exons.
AUGUCUAGAUCAAAUCCUUUUCGUAUGAGACAGGGCAAUCCCGAUCCAUUGUCUACCAAGGGCACUUUUGCUCCUGUUUUGCCCUCGAAACCUCUAUCCACUCCACCUAUUGCCCCGAAUCAUUAUGGGAAGUCCUCGAUAUCGCUGGAACGCGAGAUGGAUGACUCGAGUUCGGAUGAAGAGACAAACCCAUUCAAUCCGGUGUCCGCGAGCGAUACCGAGGAUGAAAUGAAUGGGAACAAGAGCUUAGGCCCCCAUGAAGAUGAUCGACCAGAGGCUUUUGGGACAGCUCCACACCCAGCUCCAUCAGCAGAUGGAUCCUUCAUAUCACCCGACCACAACAUGCGGUCUGCAACAGGUGUAGACAGCUCCCAUGCACGUUCCACAGCACAGUUGUCCCCAGAGCUUGAUGCAAGUCCUCCCGGCCGAGCCAAAGACAAGAAGCCACCGCCUCCACCUAAGAGUCAUCACGGCCGCAGAAUCGGCUCUACAGCCACCGCAGAAUCCUCCCAGACCGCCCGGUCCCGGUCUACUAACCGCCUGUCAAUUCAUGGCACUGGGAAUGUGACGCCUGGCGCUUUGCAUCCUAGCUCGGUGUCUCUAUCAUCGGACUAUUUCUCAGCCCCUGCGGGAGUGCGGGGGUCGACGGACUCGCUCCAGCGCAGCCAGUCUCAGCAUAAGCGUCCUCCAACCCCACCUCUCAGUCGACGGCACAGCCAGAUGCGGAGGUCCAAGUCUACACAAUCCAAAACUAGCAGUCGAUUAUCUAUGACCUACGACUCGGAAAGCAAUGAUAGCUCUCGGCCACCCAGUCCGGGUCCUUCCAGUCGGGCGCUGGAAAACAAGAGAAUCAGCAUGCCUCCUCCAUCAACGGGAGACUUCCAGGCGACUGCCCCCUUGGGAGAUAUCUCGCUGAAUCUUUCUCCCCCAACUAACUCCAGACCAUCAUCACUGAAGGCUGCGCGGCGAGCAUCAUCCUAUGGGAGUGUACCGCCUGGCUCUACUGGACCCCCUCCACCUCCUCCGCCUCGGCGCACUCGAGACUCUAUUGCCCGUAGUGAUGUGAUGGGAUUGAAGGAGAACCAGACACCAGCACCACAACCAUCCAAUGCUCUAGACAUCCUGGCCGAUCUCACCAGACUUCAGAAAGAGGUGGAUGAUCUCCGGGGUCAUUAUGAGAAUCGGAAAGUUAGUGAUUAA